UUACUCGAAAAUAUUUUACCUAUAUUUCUCAUACAUCUACCCUCUGUCUCAUACACAUGGGUCGACUUCAAGAAGAGGGAAGCAGUCCAAUUCAUAGUUUUCGGUUAUCGACCGUGAGUGCAUCCCGACCAACAGAGACUGGCAUGACCCACGAACCCACCGGUUUAGACCUCGCCAUGAAGCUCCACUACCUAAAGGUGGUUUAUAUAUACUCGGCCCAGACGGCACGUGACUUGACCGUGAUGCACGUGAAAUGGCCCUUGUUCCAACUGUUCGAACAUAUCCCAUGGAUCGUUGGCAGGUUCAGGCGGCACGAUUCGGGACGUCUGUUCAUAAAGUGCAACGACUGUGGCACGCGUUUUGUUGAGAGUCAGUGCGAUCUCACACUGGAGGAGUGGCUACGUGUACCAGACCGGUCCGUAGAUGAGUCAUUGGUUUAUCACCAACCAGUUGGACCCGGGUUGGCAUACUCUCCUUUGAUCUAUAUUCAGAUGACCCGGUUCAAGUGCGGUGGAUUAGCGUUUGGUCUAAGUUGGGCACAUAUCAUGGGAGAUCUAUUCUCUCUUUCUCACUUUUUCAACCUAUGGUCUCGAACCUUAGCUGGUGAAGAGAUCUACUGGCCCAAACCCUCUAACUUACAAAAAGGUUGUCCAAACCCGACUUCUACUACGGACAAAGAACCGGGGUCCAUCAAACAGGUUGACCCGGUUGGUGACCUCUGGGUCGUUUCGAAUAACAGGAAAAUGACAACAUACUCCUUCAAUGUAAAGGUGAACGACAUAAAAUCACAACUUCCAGCGAACAGAAAUGAAUUCGAGAUCCUUACUGGCAUCAUAUGGAAAUGCAUAGCCAAGGCUAGAGGAAAAUCUGAGCCGGUUGCGAUCACGAUCAUCAGACCGGAUCCCAACGGACUGAAGCAUAGAGCGGUGAGGAACACUCAGAUGAUUAGCUCCGUUCACGUCGAUUUUUCUGUGGUUCAUGCAAAUUUGGAUGAUAUUUUAAAAGCGAUGGUAGAAGCGACCGAUGAGACGUUCUUGAUCAAUGAGCUUGGGGAGAGAGAUGAGGACUUUAUUGUAUACGGAGCGAAGUUAACGUUUGUGGAUAUGAGUGAAGUGGAUUUCUACGAGGCGAAAGUAAGGGAGACAUCACCGAGAUCGGUGUAUUGUAAUGUUCAGGGGAUAGGAGACAACGGAGCGGUGGUGGUUUAUCCAGCGGCUAAGAAGGAUGAGAGGGUUGUGAUGGUGACGUUGCCGGAGGAUGAGAUGGAGAAGGUUAAAGGGGAACUUGAGAAGUGUGGUUUAGUCAAGGAGUUAAGUAACGGAGAAUGAAAUUCAAAAGUGAUGUUUGCUGUAUCAUUUCUUUAUCAAGUGUGUCAUGUUUGUGUGUUUAAAUUUCUGUUUCUUUUCUUUAUCAAGUAUGUCAUGUUUGUGUGUCUAAAUCGUUGUAUUUUCUGUCGUGCUUUCCAUCAGAGAAUAAUGGUAAGAAGGCGAGUGUCUGUGUAAGAUUGAAAUAAGUACACUAAUCUAUAAUGUAUGGGUUUUUAAUGAUAAACUGUCUAUUCGUGAGGUUA
This is a messenger RNA of Raphanus sativus (radish), 1570 nucleotides long. RefSeq names its product protein ECERIFERUM 26-like. NCBI's taxonomy places the organism in Eukaryota, Viridiplantae, Streptophyta, Magnoliopsida, Brassicales, Brassicaceae. The record is from RefSeq and is a predicted model, not a curated record. The transcript has 2 exons. The coding region runs from base 57 to 1328 and encodes 423 amino acids. Gene Ontology annotation, molecular function: acyltransferase activity, transferring groups other than amino-acyl groups.